UCUGCAGCUACACCCUUCUCUUCUAGUUUGUGCCUAAUAAAAAUGUCGAAUGCCAUCCAAAACAAGUCUGAUCCUAUGUAAUGUACAGUAUAUUGUUUUUGCGACCUUAUCAAGAUGGCCGAUUCGCAAAGGCGCAUCUCUCUUACGUCAUGCCAGACCCGGAAGUGUUUCCACUAGCGCCUGGAUUUGUUUUCAUUUUGUGGCACUAUGGCGAGCAAGAGCAAAAAACGGAAUGCUUCAAAGAAAACACAGGAUACGACGAGAAAUCUUGUGGAUCUGGAGAUAACCGUAAAUAACUGGGUUCUUGAUUAUUAUUUUCGCUGCGCCGUUGCUGCUUUCCAGAGCGAACGUCAUAAGGACUUUGAGGAGAUCAGAGAUGUUGUAGCUGCUUUAAUUCAGCGGCCUUUGGGAUCAACACCUGAGAUCAUCAGGCAACUGCGUAUAAUGCAGUGCCUUACUAGGAUUGAAGAAGGGGAAAAUCCAGACAGCCCAAAACUCCCACCAUAAGAAGAAUAUGUCUGACAAACCGAAAACCCCAGAAAAGUCAGACCAGACAAGUAAACCCUCACCUACUCCAGAUGUUUCCACUGAUUCUCCUCAAGCUGUAAGGCCAGAAGCCACCUGUGACUUUACCUACAGGUUAUCUGCUAUAAGGUCUAAAUUUAAGGAACUUUGCAAAGAUCAAAAUCCUGACAGCACCUUUACAGAGUUGUGCGAGACGGACUUUAUAAGGGAGAGUUCCACCCCUGUCUGUUCUCCUAAUAAAAAGAGACCCCGGGAAGGGGUGAGCCCUGAAGAUGAGUCAUUGUGUUCGAAAUUGGUUAACCUGAAGAAGUGUUCUGUAACUGUGCACCAGCUGGUUAUGGAGCAGGAUAGCCAAUAUGAGGACUGUGGUGAUAGUACAGAAAUCUCACAGGAAAAGAGGGAUGAUACAGGUUCUCCUCCACAGAAAGUGGCUGUCCUGGCCGUACACAAUCAGAAAGUAACCCCCACAAAGAAGAAAGCAUCGUCUAUUCUGAAUGGAUCUGAUAUUAUCGAAGACCAUGACUCCUGGAGUGAUGAGGAUUAUCUAUUUAGAAAGAAAACAUCAACAGCUUCUGAUAGCACAUUGGGCAUACACAAGAAACAGAAAUGGACACAGCAGGAGACAGAAUGGAUACGAUCUGGAGUGAAGAAAUUUGGUGAGGGGAACUGGAGAUUAAUUGCAAACAAAUUUCCUUUCAAAAACCGCACGCCUGUGAUGAUUAAAGAUAGAUGGAGGACAAUGAAGAAACUUGGUCUUGUUCAAUAGACAUUGCAUCCUUUUGUUGUUUUCUCCAAUGGAUUGUCUCUCCAACUAAUGGAGAAUCCUGUAGGUUGGUGACAACUAUGCCAAAUUUAAUUUUGGCUUAAACAAUGGAACAAGACUAAAUUUGAUGGCACAACGGAUGGAAUUUGUAUGCAGCAUAGCAAGUGCAGGAUUUGUGUGCAGUAUUACCAUCAACACAAGAGUUGUUCAUUUAUCUUCCCUGGAUUUAACUUUGUAUUAUAUUUUAAUGACAUUUCCUACAUCCUUAUCGUGUUGAGUAGUGCUAUGUACAUUAUAAAAGGCUUCAAAUUUAA
Bombina bombina (fire-bellied toad) is the source of this 1602-nucleotide messenger RNA. RefSeq names its product telomeric repeat binding factor 2 (gene TERF2). Gene Ontology annotation, biological process: negative regulation of telomeric D-loop disassembly; regulation of telomere maintenance via telomerase; protection from non-homologous end joining at telomere. Gene Ontology annotation, cellular component: chromosome, telomeric region; nucleus; shelterin complex. Lineage: Eukaryota; Metazoa; Chordata; Amphibia; Anura; Bombinatoridae. The record is from RefSeq and is a predicted model, not a curated record. Gene Ontology annotation, molecular function: protein homodimerization activity; double-stranded telomeric DNA binding; G-rich strand telomeric DNA binding.